UCUAUUGUUUUCUCCAUUGAUACUUCUUCAAUUUUAAAGCAAAGUCAAAAUUUUCUUCAAUCACCUAUGGAUUUUCUUUAUGUUAUCCCAAAUUUGAUCAACCCAUAGUCUUCUUUAAUCCAUUAUGUCUUAUUCGAAACCAGAUCUCAUCAUAUACAUACAAGAUUCAUAAAAAAUAAGAACGAAGAGUAUUACUAGUACAACUCCAACUUGUACAACUAGUACAACUAGAAAAUGUAUAACUUGUACAACUAAAUUGAGUAUAAUCAAUAUAACUGGUGCAACUAGAACUCGAAUUAAUAGUACUUUGAAACUAGUAUGGUGAUAUUUAGUUUUUGUUUUCAGUGUAUUAAUGAUAUACAAAAAGAUGAUGUUGAACCAAUAAUACAUAUUACUCUACUCUUUCCCACUUGCAUCUGUCUAAAUACAUGUAUAACUAGAACAACUAGAACAUGUAUAAUUACUACAACUUUACAAUUAAUAUGAUUAUAUUUGAUUUUUGUUUUCAGCGUAUGAAUGAUGUUAUAGAAAAUGAUGAUGUAUAACCAAUGAAAAUGUUGGUGUAAUCUUCGUGUAUGUGUCAAAAUUGUGUUAUAGAAAGGGAUGAUGUACCAUUUGUACUAGUUGUACCAGUUGUACUAUAUACGGAGAAAAAUCAUCUUCAUGUUUUUGCUCCCAAAGGCAAAGAAGACAAUUGCCGAGCCAGAAAAAAAAUUGUAGUUUAAGAUCUGGAAGAGUACAUUCCAGAAGAUAAUGCAUAAGCCAUCACGAGUUUGAAAAGAAUGCAUAAACAUUAAUGUUUGAUAUUUGGACUACAACAAUAAUAGUUUAACUACAGUAGUACUAUUACUAGUUUAAUUUUGGCAGCACUUGAUUUGCAUUUUUCUAGUGCUGGUUGGUAGGUUUCUCGCCCCAAUGUUCAUUUUCUUGAUAUGGACAUGAAAAUAAUAUAAGAAAUAGAGAAAUUGUAAUCAUAUCUAUAUAAUUUCCAUCAUUAGUAUAUAUUUUCAUAAACAAGAAGGACUGUUGUGAAGAAGAGAGAUGCACAACAUCAUUAAGAUAACAAUACAUAAAAUAAUUUUAGAAAUAGAAAUAUAAUAAUAUUUUACAAUUUUUUGAAAUAUUGUUUAAUUUUAUUUUAUAAUUAUAUAUUUUUCUUACUAAAAAAUCUUCAAAUAUAAUUGUGUACCUAAAAAUAAUUCUUAAUUUUAUAGACUUUGAUUUAAUGUAUUUUAACCAAAAAAAUAGAUAACAGGUUAAACUACACAAAAUAUUUAGGAAUGGUACAACUACUUGAUUUAAUAUUCAACCAUAAUGUAACAUGAUGCACGUUUAAAAUGUGAUGCACAAUACAAAAUGAAAUAACAUAGUUGUACUAGUAUUCGAGUUGCACCAGUUUGUACAUAGUUGUACUAGUUUUUGAGUUGUACCGGUUUGUACAUAGUUGUAUUUUGGCAGUGAAAUCGAAAAAACUAGUAGUACGACAUAAAUUUUAAACUUACCUCAGUUGUACCACUUCUUUAUGUGUACAUGUCUUUGCCCCAAUAAAACAAAAUCAUAAAUUUUGUUAAAAUACAUUUCAUGUAUGUUUUUCGAAAAUUAUGUGGACAAAGAAGUUAACAAACCUUAAGAGUAUAAGGUAGAUCAUGCAAACUUAUGUGAUUGUGUUGGAUUUGAAAAAAAAAAACAAACCACUAAAUUUUCAUAAGGAACCUUUCUAAAUACUUUCCAAUUUAGCCAGUUUAUUGAUUUUUUCGUAUGGAAUACCCGAAGGAAUAUUUAAAUUUCAGAACCUACAUAGUUGUACUAGUUAUACCAGUAUCACUAGUCUGGUAAAUAAAAAAUAGUUUUACGAGUUAUACUAGUCAAACAUGUAUUGUUUGAUAUAUAGUUUUUCCAUGAUGAAUGAAGAAGCACUGGAUAGUAAUAUGCCAAAGUCUAUUGAUCUAUCCAAUACUACUUAGAACAAUAAUAUUCAGCAAUUUUCCACGCUUAAUGAUGACAAUAAGUGAAUUCACACAAGGAUAAAUUUUAGAAUCUGCAUAGUUAUACUAGUUUUUGAGUUAUACGAGUUUAUUUAAUUACAAUUAAGUAAAAUUCUCUUCUCUUCUUUUGGUCAAACCGUGCAACAUUUAUAUAUAUAAUGUAUGCAUCUCCCUUACUACGCUAACUUAGCCGCACCGCUUUUGUCAAGGAUGAUUAGAUGGUUUUAUUGUUGUACUUCUCUUCUUUCCUCUUGAUCUCAUUCUUCUUCUUCUUCUUCUUCUUCUUCUUACGUACGUUAGUAAAUGAAAGAAAAGACGACUCGGAGUUGUCGCAUCUUAUCACCACAGUCGCCGUUCUUCACUAUCGGAGAGCCAGACCAUCAAACCGGACUGGAGUCGUCAUACAUUACCGUAGGAGGAGUCGUGCCAUCGGAAGCCAUCAUCGAUGCUCUAGCUGGUGAUAUACAAUAAUGAAGAGAAGUUUUAACAGUGACCGUUUGAGGGAGGAGCCGUGCCAUCUGAAGCCAUCAUUGAUACUCUUGUUGGUGAUAUGAUAUACAAUGAAGCCGAGCAGUUUUAACGUGGAGAGAAGAAGUACACGAACCGGAGCUGUCCACCAACAUGUACCACCGAACAACAAUCUCAUGCUACCAGAGAAGUAGCUACAUCACCGGAGCCAAUCGAAGGAAGAAACUGAGCACAUCAAUGGAGAGGGUCAAAGAGAAUGAUUAGAAGGUAGGAAGAAGAAACCAUGGUUGAUAAUUUAUAAAAAAGAAAAAGAAACUAUUAUUGAUGAGGAAGAAGAUGAACGAAUGGACCCAAAUGUUUGUUGAUUGGUUGGUUGGGAAAAUAAAAGACAAAAAUUCAUCAAGGACAUAAAUAUAAAUUCAGUUGAAUUGGUACAUAUAGAUUAAAAUAGGUGGUAAGAGAUUAUUUUUUAGUCUUUUGGUCCAUAUCAGAUUUUGGUCCCUCAGAGGUUUAGGGUGUCUCCUUCUUCUUUUGUCUUCUUCCCUUUUCUCACGAUUCAAAACUAGGGUUUCGAUUAUGGAAGAUGGUUCGCAAACUCUCAACGUCUUCGUUCUACAUCCAGUUAAAUCAGAUUGUGGACGAUCGUUCGUCGGAUCAGAUCAUCGUUUGGGACUUGAAAAAGCUUCGCAGCGACAUUCUUUCCAAAUACUCCUCCGUACUGGGCAGAAACUUGACAGAGUUUAUCGCAAAGCUUCGCUCUCAUGGCUUUCCAAGUGUCGCCAAGGGUCCUGGGGAGUUGGAGUUCUCACAUGAUGAUUUCGCGAGAAGCCCUCUGAUGAAGAAGAUGAUGGUCAAAGCCUUGUCGGAGAGGAUUGAAAAGUUUGAUGCUCAGAUCAAAGCCAUGAAGUGUAGGCUCAAAGCCAAGAAAGCUACCCUCAAAGUUGAGAAUCUCUUUCAAAACCUGCGAAUCUGAUCAACCAAGAAAAUUCAAGAAAAGGGCUAGACUUCGUCUCAAAAGUAGAGAGAAUCUCUUGCAUAGUUUAAGGAUCUGAUCAAAGUUUCACAUCUCUUCUUGUAAUGAAAUUUAUGUUUUUUUUUAGAAACUCGCGGUAUAUGUGAUCAAUCAAGAAAAUUCAAGAAAAGGCUACACUUUGUCAAAAGUAGAGAAUCUCUUGCAAAGUUUAAGGAUCUGAUUGAAGAUUCAUCUCUUCUUGUAAUGAAAUUUACGCGGUAUAUGUUUUGUAAUAUCUUGUUCUAUGUAAUAAGAAUAGUAUCUCCUCUUUACGUUUACUAGUCUCUUGUGUCUAUGUUCUAUAUACUGUUACUAAUCCAAGAAAAAGGUAGAGUUCAUCAAAAAUAGAGAAUCUCUUGCAACGUGUACGGUCUGGUCUGAUCAAAGAUUUCAUCUUUUCUUGAAACUAAAUUUCUUAACCUUUUUAGAAACAGUACAUGUUUUUGUAACUUCUUGUUCUAUGUAAUAAGAAUAGUAACUCCUCUUUACUUGUAAGGUUUAGUAGUCUCUUGUGUCUAUAUUUUCAUCAAUUUGCAAAUUCCGUAUGUAUAUACUAAUCAAAUCAACAUGUGGUUUUGUUUUGAAAGAGAGAUGUUUCUUUACUUAUGCUGUAGAUUGUCAAUCUUAUUUAUGGUAACAUAUUUGAGCAACACUCACAAGCUUCUCUAAUUGCUCUUUAAUUAUAGCAUGUCUUGAUUAAAAGCAACUUUUCGCUAAGUGUGGUUCGAUUUAUAUCAACUGUGAUUAGGCUAAAGUGAUCCCUUUUUUUGUCAAGAAAAAAGUGAUCCUUGUUUGUUUGUAAUGACACAAGUAACCAGCCUUAAUAGUGAUCCUUGUUGGCAUUUUCAUAACUCUAGACUUGCACAUUACAAUUAAUAGCUGCACACUACCAUCCAAGAAAAGGCUGUAAAGUUUUUAGGGUUAGUCUUCCUUCGGUUAACAUUCUUGGGUUUUUAAAAUUAUCAUGUUUAUCUAAUCCAAACCGGCGUACCCAAUUUAGUAUGAGAGUGAAAAACACACAAUUAUGUCGGAUAAAUUGGGUUAAACCAGAAAUCAAAUAUUUAGUUCUAAACUGAAAAUCGGUUUUAUAAAAAUCAAUCGUUUUUGCAUUCUCAAUCGAUAUCAUAGGAAAAUCUAAAACAAAUAAAAUAAAAUCUAAAGCACAUGACAUUUACCCUUUAUUAACGAGGAGAGAGAUAUAGGUGUAAAAAAUCUGAAGUAAGUCUUUCCUUUCUCACAAUCCUCAGCGGCUCAAUAUAGAUUAUGGAAUCAUGUUUUUUUAAUUGCAGUAUGUGAAUGCCAAGCGAACUCUUAAAGUUUUGAAUAAUACAAUUAACUAUUAAAUCUGUAAGGUUGCAUUAUCCAAAACAUCAGAAAAUUGGUUUACCCUUUAUUAACGAGUAGAGAGAUAGAGGUGUAAAAAAUCUGAAGUAAAUCUUUCCUUUUCUCACAAACCUCAACGGCUAAAUAAUUUUCUGAAGUAAAUCUUUCCUUUUUCGCACCGCACAUAAAAGAAAAAUCUAUAAAUAUAUCAUUCACACUCCAACCAAUUCACACAGUUUCUCACGCAAUUUCAUUUGUUUUCUUCUUUCUUCUUCCUGUGCGAUAGAAAAGAAAACAACAACUUUUUUCGAGAAAUCAACAAGAAAAGCCACCAUGCGACCACCUCGUUCUUCCUCUUGUUCCAAGUGCUCUUCUGCUUCUUCUUCAAGUUAUUCACUCGCUGCAACGAGUUUGAAAAGCAGACUCUUGACGAUAUUCAAGAAAGCUCAGGAGCUUACUACUCUCUGUGAUAUCGAAGCCUGCGUCAUUCAUUAUGGACCUGACGGAGAACUGAGGACAUGGCCUGAGAACAGAGACAUAGUGAGAUCCCUCGCUCUCCGCUACAUCCAGUUAGACCAAGCCAAGAGACGCAAGAAAAGCGUCAAUCUUUACGAGUUCCUCAACAAGAAUAAGGAUAAGAAGACGAUGCUUAAUAAGUUCAAGAAGAGGAAUGUUGAAGAACUAAAGUAUCCAAUCUCUGAUCACUACUCUCCCGACCAAAUCAACCAACUGAUUCACUCCUUGGAACUAAGUUACUCUACUUUGCAAGAACGGCGUCGUUUCCUUGCGGCAAAAGCAAACUUGGAGGAUCGUCAACAUUCUAUGAACCCUAGCCAGUUCACACCGUUACCACAGGAGCUUUAUGUUAAUGAUAAGAACAACACCUUUCAACAUCUUUGCGUUUCAGAUUACUCGGAGGUACAAGAAUCUGCGUUACGUUAUCAGUUGAUGCCUUAUGGUGGUUAUGAUCAGAACAUGUGUAUGGGUAACAUCAACAACGUUCAACAUCCUUGGGUCUCAAACGCACAACCACCAGAGCUACAAGAACCUAAUCAACUGAUGCAGCAUGAGCCAUAUGGCUUUGAUCAGAACAUGUGUAUGGGUGAUACUACCAACAGCUGCAACGUUGUAGAUCCUUGUCUCCCAAACAUGCUUCCAGAUGAUUUCUGCUUUGAUUUUCAGGACCCUUAUGGUGGUAAUAUGGUCGGUAACCCUAGUUUCUCUCAAGAUUUUUUUCCAGACAUGACUUCAAGCUAUGUUUAUGAAGCAGACUACUUCAGGAAUCUACUCUACCAUCUCUCUAGCUCUAACAUUCCUAACGACAACUCUGAGAUUUCAAGCAAUUUACCUGAUGAUCACAGAGAGUGAAGCUGUUCAUGCAUCUGCAUGUUUUUAUUUUGAAAACGCAUAUAUAUAAAUGUAACUGCAAAAAAAACAGAAGUUUUGUUCGGUUUAGUACACUAUUCAUAUAUGUAUGCAUGUUCAUAUCUUUAAUGAAAACUCGUAGAAAUCAGUGAAACCAUUUAUUUAGAUACAUUGUGUCAUUGUGAUAUGUACUUUUCUCGUUGAUUGUCACAGCGGACCUUCUUUUUUUCCGAACAGAAUUAAAUUCCAGAACAUUUGCUUCGGAUUUAUGUUACUUCUUUCCCACUGCUCUAUACAACAACCACAACAAAACACCAAGCACAAAACACCAAACAAAGACUACUCAUGCUAUGUGCCUAUUGUUAGAAUGGGAGAAUUAUUGAGAGUUUAUUUAUGGAGAAUGAAGAACAUAGAGAGAGAAAGUAGAUCUCAAGAUGUAAGAGAAAGAAGGAGAUAAUAGUUUCCUUAAUUUAAUUGUGGAUCUGGGUACAACUAUUUAAAAACAAGUGACCUCAGUACACAAUAUAAUAAAAUAUUUUUUUUCUCUUCUUCUUCUCUU
Brassica napus (rape) is the source of this 6712-nucleotide messenger RNA. Its product is annotated as agamous-like MADS-box protein AGL75. The transcript has a single exon. Lineage: Eukaryota; Viridiplantae; Streptophyta; Magnoliopsida; Brassicales; Brassicaceae. The coding region runs from base 5122 to 6156 and encodes 344 amino acids. Gene Ontology annotation, molecular function: protein dimerization activity; DNA binding. The record is from RefSeq and is a predicted model, not a curated record.